Messenger RNA from Tupaia belangeri chinensis (Chinese tree shrew), 1094 nucleotides. It is a transcript of the gene UBD, whose product is annotated as ubiquitin like modifier D. Gene Ontology annotation, cellular component: nucleus. Gene Ontology annotation, biological process: positive regulation of canonical NF-kappaB signal transduction; positive regulation of apoptotic process; ubiquitin-dependent protein catabolic process. The coding region runs from base 163 to 663 and encodes 166 amino acids. Lineage: Eukaryota; Metazoa; Chordata; Mammalia; Scandentia; Tupaiidae. The transcript has 2 exons. The record is from RefSeq and is a predicted model, not a curated record. Gene Ontology annotation, molecular function: protein binding; proteasome binding.
UGAAGGCUAUGCUAUGUACAUGAGUAUCCCAUGAGAUGGGGAGUCCUGGAAAUUCUUUCUGGGAGUGUUUUCCAUUUCACUCCUGGGAUCUUGGGCACAUGAGCACAUACUCUUGGCCUGAUUUUCAAGACACUGAGUUUGAGACUUGAACCAUGGACAGCCAUGUGGGAGUUUUGUGUACAUCUUUUGAAGGUGAAUGUUCACUCCAAGGAAUGGGAAUCAAUGACUUUCAGUGCCAACCCGGGGGACAGAGUGAAGAAGAUCAAUGAACAUGUCCGGUCUAAGACCAAGGUUUCCGUGCAGGACCAGGUUCUUCUGCUGGGCUCCAAGACCCUAAAGUCACAGAGAACACUAUCGUCAUAUGGCAUUGACAAGGAGACAACCAUCCACCUCACCCUGAGGGUGGUGAAGCCCAGUGAUGAGGAGUUGUCCUUACUGCUUGUGGAGUCAGGAGAUGAGGGUCAGAGACACCACCUCCAGGUGCGAAGGUCCAACUCAGUGGCCCAGGUGAAAAAAAUGAUUGAGAUCAAGACCGCUGUAACUCCUGAGGCCCAAAUUGUGACUUGCAAUGGGAAGAGACUGGAAGAUGGGAAGAUCAUGGCAGAUUAUGGCAUCAGAAAGGGCCAUGUGCUCUUUCUGACAUCCUAUAGCAUUGGUGGGUGAUUCCCUGGGAUGUCCAAAAAUUAAUGAGAAUGAGAUAAAAAGAGUAUCACUUGGGAUGGUGGGCAAGGUGUGUAUUUUCCAACUCUCUGAAUCUUUGAUUUAAUGAUUGACUGAAGUGACAGGUUUGUUUUUAAUGUAUGAAUAAGAAUAAAGCAGUUUUUAAAAGCUCAUUAGAAAUAGCACUCAGAAGUUAAAACAGAUUCUCUCUUGGUAUAUUGUAAUCUAUAGAAAAACUCCUAUUUUCUUUCAUAUAUGACAAGAUAGUAAAAUUUGAUGUUGAGAUCCAUGUUCUACUAAUUUUUGUGUUUCUAUGUUUAGCCUAGUGUUUCAUCUGUAGAAUUAGUCAAUGACUAUGUAAUCAAACUGAGCUUCUACUUAUAAAAAGAAUGAAAUGAUUUAUUAUGAAGUGAAUUAAUUACUUUGGUAUAAUC